Messenger RNA from Emiliania huxleyi CCMP1516, 2028 nucleotides. RefSeq lists its product as hypothetical. The coding region runs from base 1 to 2028 and encodes 675 amino acids. The record is from RefSeq and is a predicted model, not a curated record. NCBI's taxonomy places the organism in Eukaryota, Haptophyta, Isochrysidales, Noelaerhabdaceae. The transcript is spliced from 6 exons.
AUGGGUCGUCGAGCGUACCCCUGUGCGCGGAUACCCAUCUCGCAGCACUUUGCGCCGACACGCAUGGCCGCCACGCUGCUUGCCGCCAUCCACGCUGUCGGCGGAGGCAGCGGUGCCACCUCCGCGCCCGCCGACGCCCGCCCGCCCGCCGGCCCGCCCGCCGGCCCUCCCGCCGCGGCACUGGUCCGGCUCUUCUUCGACUCGCGCGCUGAGGCGGCGCGCGAGUGCGCCGCGGCGGGCGAGGCGGCGGCGGGCGAGGCCGCGACGGGCGAGGCGGAGCUAGGAGGGCGGCGCGGCGGCGGCGGGGCGGCCGAGGCGCCGGGCGGCGCCGAGGCGCUCGCGGGCGCGCUGCGCUCUCUUUGCGACGUCCUCGAGUCGGCGCGGCCGCACGCGCUGCUCCGCGCCCUCUGCCUCCCCCUCGCCGUGGAGGCGGAGCCGGGCACUGCCGGCAGUGCCGCCAGCAGCGCCGCCAGCAGCGGCACCGCGUUCGCCGCCGCGCGAGCCGGCGCGUCUUCAACGGCGGCGGCGGCAGAGGCGCUCGAGCGAGCUGCGGCGGACGGGUGGAAGCUCGUGGCGGCCGCAGUCGAUGGCGGCGGGCCUCGCUUGUGCCGGCUGCUCUCGCUCCUCACGCCGGGCGAGCCGUGCGCGCUCGCCUUCUCGACGCACCUCGAGCGGGCGCUCGCGGCCGAGCUGCGGACCGCCGCCGCCGCGCAGCCCGCCGUGCGAAUGAUCAAGGCGGCGCUGGUGCGCGCCGCCGCCGCCGCCGCCGCCGCCGCCGACAGAGUGGGCGAGGGCGUCUGCGGCGCCGAUUUUCGCGCCGAGGACGGGUGCGAUUGGGUCGCGGGCGCGGGGGCUGAGGCGGACUCGUCGCGCCAAGGGGGAGGGGAGUGGGUGCAGCUCCCGCCGCCGCUCGUCGCGGUCGUGCAGACGGCGGCUGCUUCGGCGCACGCCGCCUGCUGGCUGCGCACCACCCUCCACCGCCUCUCGCGGCCGCCUCUCGCGGCGCCGGCUGGCACGCCCGCCCCCGGCGGUGCGCCAGACGGGAGCGGCGGGCAUGGCGGGCGCAGCGGACGCGACCCGGCGGAGACGGCCCUCGCAGUCGAGGUGAGCGCGUGGUGGGCGGUCCCGCUCCUCGCCACGCUCGAGUCUGCCGUUGCGGUCGCCUCGGCGAGGGCGGCAAAGGCGGAGGUGGCGCGGGGCGGCGCGGCGGCACGGGACAGCGGCGAGGCGGCCGCGAUGAGCUCGCUGGUGCUCUCGGCGCGGCUGUGCGGCGCGCUUGCCGCCCAGCUGCCGCGCUGGCCUUUGGCCUUUUGCCAGGUCGAGUCGUGCGCCGCGGCCGAGCUGCAGCCACUCGUCGCCGCCUUCGCUUCGCUCGAGGGCACCGCGCACGCCGAGUGGGCGCGCCUCGCCGUCGCGACGCGCGGCGCGCUGCCGCCGCGCGCAGAGGAGGCGUCGGGCGUGUACUGGCGCGCCGUCGAGGCGCACUCGAGCCCUGCCGCCGCCGAGGGAGCGCUGACCGAGCCGCGGCUCACUCUGCCCGCGGAGGCGUCGGCCGAACUGAGCGAUUGGCUAUGGCGGCGGCAUUGCGCCGUGCGUGCCACCGGAAGCUCCGCCCUGCAGCCGCGGCUGCUGGAGGCCGAGGCGGAGGCUGCGGCGGGCUGCCUCGCCGCCGCCUUCCGGUCGCAGCUCGAGCGGCUUGCUGGCGACGACGACAGCGGCGAGACGGCUGAGGCGCGGCAGAGGCAGGCGCUGCAGCUCUACUUCGACGUGACGCUCUGCCGCGCAGCCCUCCGCAGCCGCCCGCAGCCGCUGCCGCCGGCGGAUGCGCGGGUCUCGGCGCAGCGGCACGAGUUUGACAAGGCGGCGAGGGCGACGCUCACCGCCGCCGCCGCCAAGCUCGGCGCGGCGGCGCGGGAGCCUCCCCUACCGCGCGACAAGGCGGCGGCGGACGACGGCGCAGCUGCGGGUGGUGAUGGCUAUGACUUUGGACCUUUGCGAGAGGUGGCGAGCGGAGCAAGCGCGGUGUAG